AUGAAGAAAUGUCGGCUCAAUGCCAAUGUCCUCCAGGAUGGAAGUGUCGUCACCUGGGGCAUUGACCAGCGCUUUGGCAAGCUCGAAACGUGUGCCUGUGAACCGGAAGACGUGCCCAGAGCUACGUGCUUCCCCAAGGUCCGGAGGGAACAGUGCAAUGGUGCAAUCCCAGCUCGUGAAUGUGAAGGAGUGAACAAUCAGACAGCAGCGUCGCCUUCAGUGCUUUUGCACAUUGUUGAGUGGGAGACUGAGGAGAUUUGCUCGUCGACCUUCGCUUUUGCAGCCUUGCGGGAUGAUGGCAGCCUGGCAGCAAAGGACGGUGCAAACGAACGUAGGGUGGUGACCUGGGGCUCUGCAAGUGUUGGUGGAGACAGCAGCUCUGUGCGAGAGCAGCUCACCGACGUCCGGCAGCUUCUUGGGUUCGCCAACGGCUUCGCUGCGAUUCGGAUGGAUGGUCAGCCCGUUGUAUGGGGUGAUGUGCCAUCUGGCCGAGACGGAACAAAACUACAGCAAGAGCUCCGUGAAGUGCGCCGUGUGUACGCAACGGAUUCGGCUUGUGCUGUCCUGCGAGCAGAUGGUCGUGUUAUCACCUGGGGCGCCCUGGGUCAAAGUCUUCCACCUCACAGGCAUCUGCUUCGCAUCCGGCAAAUUUGCACCACUCGCUCAGCAUUUGCAGCUGUCCGAGACGAUGGCAGUGUUAUCGCUUGGGGCCGUUCUGACGGAGGCGGAGACUGCAGUUCUGUCCAGCAUCUCCUCUUCGAAGUGAAGCAGCUGGCAGCGACAGACUCGGCUUUCGCGGCGCUGCGGGCAGACGGCCACGUGAUUGCUUGGGGAGAUUCUAAAGGCGGUGGUAACUGCAUUCCCGUGAAGCAUCAGCUCCACGGCAUUCGCCACGUCUAUGCCACAUCUGCAGCAUUCUGCGCCCUCACGGUUGACGGUGCCCUCGUAGCUUGGGGUGAUGCAGCACGCGGUGGAGACCCAGCCACAGAGCUACACAAUGUGGAGCAGAUUUUCGCUGCGUCGUCCGCCUUUGCGGCCCUACUGAGAGAUGGCUCUGUGGUGGCCUGGGGCGAAGCAAAGAACGGUGGCGACUGCAGCCUGCAGCUGAACGACUUGAUCCCCCUGCAUCUUAGCGGCGAGGCUUCUGCUGAUGCUCCGUUCUUCUCCUUGGCCUCCCGGGAAAGCUCACGGCACGUCGCGGACCGGCCCAUCGAAGAGAUGCUUCUGCCGGGCUACGAGAAGGACCAGGUCUUUCCCACGCUUGCCCGCCAUGCAAGAAGCGUCGAUGUGCCUCCUCUCUGCAGUCUGGAGCGGGAUGUGCUCAGGCAUAUCGUUGCGGGCAUCAACCCCAUGCAGGCAGAUCUGUGGACUGCCUUGUCAGCCCAUGUGGCCCAUGGCUCUCUUAUGAAGAUUCCCGAGACCACCAGCAGAGACCGGCUUGGCGGAUACCAGUGCCAGAGUCUUCUGAAGCAGACGAUGCCACAGCUGCCCUUCGCCACCCGCCUUGUGGAGACGUCCGCAACAGAGCGUCUGGCGCUCUUCUCCUCACCUCUGCUGUCGAUGCAGCCAGGUGGAAACACCUUGGCAGACAAGGACGCCGUCCAAAGACUGAAGGCCACCUGCGAGCAAGACUAG
This is a messenger RNA of Symbiodinium sp. CCMP2592, 1635 nucleotides long. Lineage: Eukaryota; Dinophyceae; Suessiales; Symbiodiniaceae. The record is from the annotation of a GenBank genome assembly.